CAAAGGUUGAUAAGAAAAAUGGCUGCUGGGUGCGCUUGGUUCCUGGUGUUGGGAUCUGUCUUUUUGUGCAAUCUCUUCAAAACACUAUUGCCGACUAUUUCCUCUUUCCUAUCGAAGGUCCUUCAGAAAGAUGCUGAGCAGGAGAGGGAUAUGAGGGCUGAGAUCCAGGAGAUGAAGAAGGAGCACAACUCCGUUAGCAUGAUGGAUGAGUUUGCCAGAUACGCUAGACUGGAGCGCAAAAUCAACAAGAUGACUGACAAGCUGAAGACACAUGUCAAGUCUAGAACUGCUCAACAAGCCAAAAUGAAAUGGAUGGUGAAUAUAGGUUUUUACAUCCUCCAGGCUGCUCUGAUGAUCUCCCUGAUUUGGAAGUAUUAUGCUGACCCAGUGACUGUUGUACCCAGUAAGUGGAUUGCCCCCCUGGAGCAGCUGGUGGCAUUCCCAUCUGGAGUAACAGGUGGUGUUGGAAUCACAUGCUGGCUGGUGGUGUGCAACAAAGUGGCGUCUAUUGGUCUACAUGCAAUUAGCUAAGGAAUGGGAUCUUUUUUAAUGUCUUAUUUAUUCCCCAAAUGCUCUGAGAAUGAAGUCAGGCAUUGUUACUCAGCACUUUGAUAUGUGUAAAUCGGUACUGUUGGUAAGCACUUUUACAAAGCACCCCAUAUUCAAACAUUGCCUUACAUUGCCAAUGUUAUUGCACAUAUUUUAGUGUCUCUUAUGUUGGCUUCGGAAUCGGAUGUUACACUACAUGGCCAAAAGUAUGUUGACACACCUUCAAAUUAGUGGAUUUGUCUAUUUCAGCCACUCACGUUGCUGACAGAUGUAUAAAAUACAGCA
Molecule: messenger RNA, 834 nt
Organism: Salvelinus namaycush (lake trout)
Lineage: Eukaryota; Metazoa; Chordata; Actinopteri; Salmoniformes; Salmonidae
Product: guided entry of tail-anchored proteins factor 1-like
Exons: 5
Coding region: 19-531 (170 amino acids)
Biological process (GO): tail-anchored membrane protein insertion into ER membrane
Source: RefSeq, a predicted model, not a curated record